AUGCCGCGCACGCCAAUGGCGACGCACAUAAUCACAGACCCGUGGCUCUAGCAGCUUCUCUACCACCAACUGGUCAGCCUAAUUUCUGCCUCUAUAAAUUAACAAGAAGGACGACGAAGAUACUCGUAUUAUCAUACCCACUUGCAAAUUCAGUUCAGAGCACCGUGGUCCUCUGGCAAAUAGUUUAAUCGCGAGAGGAAGAGAUCGGUCGAAAACGAUGGCCGGCGAAGGAGACGGCGUGAAGCUGCUGGGCACGGUGGUGAGCCCGUUCGCGGUCCGCGUGCGCAUGGCGCUGCACCUCAAGGGCGUGAGCUACGAGGACCUGGAGCAGGACGUGUUCGACAAGGGCGACCUCCUCCUCGCCUCCAACCCAGUGCGCAAGAAGGUCCCCGUGCUCCUCCACGCCGGCAGGCCCGUCUGCGAGUCGCUAGCCAUCGUCGAGUACGUCGACGAGGUCUGGGCCGGCGCGGCCCCGCUCCUCCCCGCCGACCCCCACGGCCGCGCCGUCGCGCGCUUCUGGGCCGCCUACGUCGACGACAGGUUGGUCACCGCGAUGUUAGGCAUCCUGCGCGCGACCACCGAUGAGGAGCGGGCGGAGAGGCUCGACGCCGCGCUCGCGGCGGUCAGGCCCUUGGAGGACGCCUUUGCCGAGUGCUCUGGCGGCAAGGCCUUCUUCGCGGGCGACUCCGUCGGGUACCUCGACCUCGCGCUCGGGUGCCACCUCUUCUGGUUCGAGGCGCUGCGCGAGAUGUUCGGCGUGAUGAUCAUCGACGCCGGCAGGACUCCGCGCCUGGCCGCCUGGGCUGGAAGGUUCGCGGAGACGGAGACGGCCGAGAAGGCGGCGUCGCCCAUCAAGAGCCUAGUGGACUACGCCGGGAAGUUGCGGGCUAUCUGGGCUGCUAUUGCCGCGGCUGCCAACUAAUUUAAGUGGCUGGAAGUUGAAGAGCUUCUUGAUUCGGCCGCCUCGAACUAGUGUAAACAUAGGUAGAUUUCAUUUUUCUACAAACAGAGUUCACAAUAAAAUGGCCAUUUGUUUUGAUAAAGUUGUGGCUGAGCAACCCACUUAUCUUGUUCAUGGGUGUAGUACAACAUUAUAUGAUAUCAGAACAAAUGGAGAAAAUUUCAAAAAUA
This is a messenger RNA of Triticum aestivum (bread wheat), 1131 nucleotides long. RefSeq names its product probable glutathione S-transferase GSTU6. Gene Ontology annotation, molecular function: glutathione transferase activity. Gene Ontology annotation, cellular component: cytoplasm. The record is from RefSeq and is a predicted model, not a curated record. Gene Ontology annotation, biological process: glutathione metabolic process. The transcript has a single exon. NCBI's taxonomy places the organism in Eukaryota, Viridiplantae, Streptophyta, Magnoliopsida, Poales, Poaceae. The coding region runs from base 218 to 922 and encodes 234 amino acids.